Aphanomyces astaci is the source of this 1066-nucleotide messenger RNA. RefSeq names its product 3-hydroxyisobutyrate dehydrogenase. The coding region runs from base 12 to 983 and encodes 323 amino acids. Gene Ontology annotation, biological process: L-valine catabolic process. Gene Ontology annotation, molecular function: NAD binding; 3-hydroxyisobutyrate dehydrogenase activity; NADP binding. The record is from RefSeq and is a predicted model, not a curated record. Lineage: Eukaryota; Oomycota; Saprolegniomycetes; Saprolegniales; Verrucalvaceae. The transcript is spliced from 3 exons.
UUUCGACUGCCAUGUUUCGUUCGGCCGCGUUGAAACUCCAUGCGUCGGUGGGUGUAGCACGCUCCAUGAGCACGACGACGGGACAGACAAUUGGGUUUAUCGGUCUUGGCCAGAUGGGCGGCAACAUGGCGAUCAACCUCGCCAAGGCCGGCAACCAUGUGGUCGUGUUCGACGUGGUCCAAGCCAACAUCGACGCGGUCACCCCCCACGGCAAGGUCGAAGUCGUGUCGUCCCCUCGCGAGGUUGCCGCUCAAGCUACGACUGUCGUGACCAUGUUGCCUUCGACGCCGCAUGUGGAACAGGUGUACCUCGGCAAGGAUGGUUUGAUCCAUGCGUUGACCAAGUCGCAUUUCCUGAUCGAUUCCAGCACGAUCGACCCUGGUUUCACCAAGACCCUGGCCGCUCGCUUGGUGAAAGAAGUCGGCGCCACCUUGGUGGACGCGCCCGUGUCUGGCGGUGUGAACGGCGCCAAGAACGCCUCACUUACCUUCAUGGUCGGCGGGUCGGACGAUGCGUUUGCGAAGGCGAACCCCGUGUUGAAGCAAAUGGGCAAGAACAUCGUGCAUUGCGGCGGAGUGUCCACGGGCCAAGCCGCCAAGAUCUGCAACAACCUGGCGCUGGCGAUUGAAAUGGUGGCCGUCGCGGAAGCCAUGACGCUCGGCGACAAGCUUGGCAUCAACCCCAAAGUCCUCGCCGGGAUCUUGAACACGUCGAGCGCGCAAUGCUGGUCGUCGACGCUGUACAACCCGUACCCAGGCAUCUUGGAGAACGUGCCAUCGAGCAACGGGUACAAGGGCGGGUUUGCGUCGGUGCUGAUGCGUAAGGACUUGGGGCUGGCGUUGGAUGCCGCCAAGUCAACGGAAGCGUCCGUACCGCUCACGUCGGCCGUCCAUCAGCUGUACAACAUGGUCGUAAACCAAGGCGACGGCCAAAAGGACUUUAGCUACAUCCUCAAGUUUUUGGAAGGUCACAAGACAAAAUAGAACAACACGGAACUAGUAAUACUACUAGUACAUGCUGCUCUACUAUUACUAGUAGUACUUCAAGGGUAGUAGUUGGAGGUGGG